Messenger RNA from Daucus carota subsp. sativus, 3033 nucleotides. Its product is annotated as KIN14B-interacting protein At4g14310. Lineage: Eukaryota; Viridiplantae; Streptophyta; Magnoliopsida; Apiales; Apiaceae. The transcript has 3 exons. Gene Ontology annotation, molecular function: protein binding. The coding region runs from base 135 to 2900 and encodes 921 amino acids. The record is from RefSeq and is a predicted model, not a curated record.
CGGACAUUUGAAAAUUUCAAAACUCAUUUUCCCUCCGCUCCUCCAACUCAUCAGCCCCCAAUCUACACCCAAACACAACAAACCUAAAUUAUUACAAUUACCUAGACCAAGAUUUACCCAAACAUACAAUCACGAUGUCUGCUUCAUCACUUCGCCGGAGUAAAGACCCUACCUCCGGCACCGGAUUAACUGCCGUCAAACCCACCAUUGCAUCAAGACCCAUCAAAUCUAUAACCCCAGUUUCUAAAUCAGUGUUGGGUAGUGGUGGAAAAGAGUCAAUUAAAAGAUCUAGUGGAAAAGAAAACCCUAGGCCCAGUUCAGGAAUCAGGGCUGCUGAUGCAUCUGUGAAGCCUGUGAUGCGAAAUGUGCCAAGAAUUGAAAAGGGGUCUGCUGGUUUCGAUGCUCGUCUUCGAUGGUCUACGUCGUCUGUUCCGAGAGGUAGAAGUUCUAGCCCUUGUGAAUUUAAUAGGGGAUUAGGUGGUGUGAGUAAAGCUAGGGUUUUGAAUAGUGGUAAGAGUAAGGGGUUGGAUGAUGGGAGGGAAAAGAAGGGGUCUUUGAGGGAUUUGAGUGUGAGGGGUGGUGGGAAUAGUGAAAUUAAGAGAAGGGAAUCGAGGGGUUUGGUUAGGAAUGUGGUGGGGUUGGAAAAAAGUAGUGAUCUUUCGAAGGAUUUGGAAGUUGUAUCCAAGGAAAGGGAGAGUUCUAUGUAUCGGGGUGGGAGUCGAGCUAGGGAGGAAGUGAGGAGUCGGUCUAGUGUUCGUUUGAGGUCUAGUGAGGUAAGUGAAAAGGGGGUAAAAGAGGUUGGGAGAAUUUCUUUGAGUAGAUCAAGUAGUGUGAAUGGAUCAAAUGGGAAAUGUGCAAGUGAAGGAGCUGCAUUGGUGUCUGCUAGUAAGUAUCCAAGUAAACUGCACGAGAAGCUUGCAUUUUUGGAAGGGAAGGUUAAGAGGAUAGCAUCGGAUAUUAAGAAGACUAAGGAGAUAUUGGAUUCGAAUAAUCCAGAUGUUUCAAAGGUGAUCAUUACUGAUAUUCAAGAAAAGAUAUCUGGAAUUGAGAAGGUAAUGGGCCAUGUUGUAGAUACUAGUGACUCAAAGUUGUGUGUUGUUGACCGUCCUUCUGAGGAUAAACAACAGACCAGUGCAGCAGGGAUGAGUCAAAUUGAUGUGGAUCAAACUAAAAGUUCGGUCAAAGGGCUUAAUACUGAGGAGUUAGAAGCAAGAUUAUUCCCACAUCACAAGUUACUUAGAGACAGGACUACCCUGAAAACAACUUUAGAAGGCUUGCUAAGUGGCUCACAGACUGGGGAGCCUAAUGUUGUAGAAAUUACAAGUUCAUUAAAGGUGGAGGAUAAUUCAUCUAUUCCUGUUGACGAGAAUCCUAUAGCAGUGGAAUUUCUAGCUUCACUGAGAGAUGACCAGUCUAAGGGUACUAAUAAACGGGACAAUCAGACAUUGAACUACGGUGCUGUCCAGGAAAUGGAUGGUGUUGGGAAUACAGCUGCUCAUGAGCAUUCAAAUAUGGUAACUGGAGGUGGUCCGCUGGAUCUUUUGCUCACAACAAGUGAAACACUUGAUGAGUUUGAUGAUCAAGAGAAUUUUCCGACUAUGGUAAUAGAUGAAGAGUCUGAAGAGAGUUGCAUUUAUCAGCUUAAUAAUAUUGGUCACAAGACAGCGACCGGAGGAUGGUUUGUGUCUGACGGAGAAUCCGUCCUUCUUGCACACGAUGACAGCUCAUGUACCUUUUAUGAUGUUGCCCACUGUGAGGAGAAAGCUGAAUAUAGGCCCCCAGUUGGAGUUUCACCUAAUGUCUGGAGGGACUGUUGGGUAAUUCGUGCCCCUAGUGCAGAUGGUUGUUCUGGAAAAUAUGUUGUGGCAGCAUCUGCAGGGAAUACCAUGGAUUCAGGUUUUUGCUCAUGGGACUUCUAUACAAAGGAGGUGAGAGCAGUUCAUAUCGAAGAUGGGGCAAUAAAUACAAGAACAGCUCUUGCUCCCUUACCUAAUAACCCCUUAUACACAAGGAAUACUCUGUCUAGUAUUAUGGCACCUGAAAACCAGCAAUGGUGGUAUAAACCUUCUGGACCACUCAUCAUAUCGACAGCUAGUCAUCAGAGGGUUGUCAAAGUUUAUGAUAUCCGUGACGGUGAGCAUAUCAUGAAAUGGGAGGUGCAGAAGCCGGUGCUUGCAAUGGAUUAUUCAAGCCCUUUGCAGUGGAGAAACCGGGGAAAGGUUGUCAUAGCAGAGGCAGAAAGCAUUUCUCUGUGGGAUGUGGACUCACAAAAUCCUCAAUCAUUGCUGUCAGUUUCUUCAUUUGGCAGGAAAAUUUCAGCCCUUCAUGUGAACAAUACAGAUGCCGAGAUGGGUGGAGGAGUUCGCCAGAGGGUAAGCUCUUCUGAAGCAGAAGGUAAUGAUGGUGUGUUCUGCACUUCUGAUUCUAUAAAUAUAUUAGACUUUCGUCAUCCUACUGGUGUGGGUUGUAAGAUACCCAAGCUUGGUACAAGUGCACAAUCUGUGUUUUCUCGUGGAGACUCCAUAUAUAUAGGCUGCACCAACAUAAAGUCAUCCAUGAAAAAGCAAUCAUCUUCCCAGGUCCAACAAUUUUCCUUACGGAAACAGAGGCUUGUUAGUACUUGCACAUUGCCAGAAUCAAAUGCUCACUCCCAUUACACAGCCAUAACACAAGUCUGGGGAAAUUCAAACCUUGUCAUGGGAGUAUGUGGAUUGGGAUUGUUUGCUUUUGAUGCCUUCGAUGAUGAAAUGCAAUCUUGCAGCAGUGAUUAUGGCAUCAUGCAGAAAGUGAGAGAUGUGAUUGGACCAGAUGAUAUGUAUUCCCCAUCUUUUGAUUACUUGGGUUCUCGAGUGUUGCUUGUGUCAAGAGACCGCCCAGCAAUGUGGAAGUACCUGUUCUAGUAUUUAUGAGCAGAAUGACUCUGAAGUUUGUAUUAUUACUCCUUGUGCAUGCUUGUGAUGCAUUCAACCAUUUUUUCUAGUUAUUUGUGUUUUGCACUAAUAUGUAUAUUAUUAAGCUAUCGUUUUUUUCUUA